AUGACUACAGGGAAAAAAAUCAACAUAGAAAAUGUCUUUCAGGGAAACAAAUUUGAGAAAUGGGCCCCAGUGAAGAAUGAGGCAGAAGCCUGCACUUUAGAAGGUGGUAAAGGCUGGCAUCCAGGAGGAACUAUUAGAGGGCAUUGGGCUCCACCUGCUCAGGAUUUUGGAAACAAUGUGCCCAACAAGCUUAUUAACAACAUUGAUAUGAUAGAUGGAGAAGUGCAUGACACACAAAGAUUCAUAUAGGAGAUAAGAGCGAGAAAAAUUAGGGAGUUCCAGUUGAGGUACAGUCUGCACAUUUGUAUAGCAGAUCCCUCUCACCAUGAACAACAUGAUGAGUUUUUCCUCAUGCCUUGA
Messenger RNA from Castor canadensis (American beaver), 360 nucleotides. RefSeq names its product brain expressed X-linked 5 (gene Bex5). Gene Ontology annotation, biological process: signal transduction. Lineage: Eukaryota; Metazoa; Chordata; Mammalia; Rodentia; Castoridae. Gene Ontology annotation, molecular function: signaling receptor binding. Gene Ontology annotation, cellular component: cytoplasm. The record is from RefSeq and is a predicted model, not a curated record.